Messenger RNA from Hirsutella rhossiliensis, 222 nucleotides. RefSeq lists its product as uncharacterized. The coding region runs from base 1 to 222 and encodes 73 amino acids. Lineage: Eukaryota; Fungi; Ascomycota; Sordariomycetes; Hypocreales; Ophiocordycipitaceae. The record is from RefSeq and is a predicted model, not a curated record. The transcript is spliced from 2 exons.
AUGCCAGCCACAGACAGUCUCCAGCCUCCUCUGAGCAAAGCCGAGCGUGAAGUCUGCAAAUCAUACGGCGGCUGGACCAAUUUUAUGCAGUCUAUGGGCCUCAAGCCGUGGGAGGAUGAUGACGCCGCUGAGGGCAAGGCCAUCCUAGCGGCAUUUGUUGCGAAAGACAAAGAAUCUGCCGACAAAAUAAACAAGACUAAUGGCGGUGCUGGCGGGCGUUGA